UCAAACUCCUGCAGGGCGAGUGUCCCCAGCACAGCGCCCUGUUCACACAGGUCACAGCACGGUACUCAGCUGACCUCCACGGAGAUGGUGCAGACAGCCGCCUGCUUCUCCUGCAGGAAGAGCCUCGCCUCUGUGACCCGGGCCACAAUGACCCUCAGUCUCCUCUUCGUCUCCUUCUACUCUGUUUGCUUAGCAGAAGCAAACAGCAGCAACUCCUCAGCCGUGACCGACCCUCAGCCAGACCCCGGGACCCUGGAGCAGUGCCCCACUGUUGACUUCUGCCCGCUUGCUGCCCAGUGUUGCCAUGCGGGUAUGGAUGAGUACGGCUGGAUCGCGGCUGCCGUGGGCUGGAGCCUCUUGUUCCUCACCCUCAUCCUGCUCUGCGUGGGCAAGCUGAUGACACUCAAGCCCGACGAUCCCAAGGGCCUGCCGUCCUAGCUCUGAGCCGACUCUAGGAAGGUCCAGGCCACCAAGCUAAGGACAGUGGGGUGGAUCAUUGUGCUAGUGUGCUUUCUGCUAUUUUAAAGUUGUGCAACUUUCAGCUUCAGUUAGUUCUACAAAGGAAGAAGUUUUUUUUUUUUUAAUAAGGAAAGGCCGGUGUUGCCUUUGGAAUGCUGAGCUCCUCCAGGCCCCAAGAGGGCGCUCAAAAAAUACACGGCUUCUCACCAAAAACAGGCUCUUUGUGUUGGUCAAGGGCAUCACUGUGGUUUCCGAACAUGAAAAUCAACUUCAACCCUCCACCUUCCUCACCACCAAAUCCAGUCAACACCCAGCUCUUGUUCUUUCCUCAAGCCAUCUCCCACGGUUGUCUUGUCUCCCCGUUCUCACCAGCAGCACCCCUUCACUACACCUUCUGUAAUUGUUUCUGGAAUAGUUCAUUAGUCCUUGCUGCCUUUGGGGUCUUCCUCCGCAGCCUGCCCCUCCCAUGGCAUCUGUUACUCCUGCCUAGCUCCUUCAGUGAAACAAUGAAGCUCCUCCCUGGUGUGUAGUCCUCUGUACGAGGUCAACCUCUUUCCAGGCGGACCUCCCAGCGUGUCCUGGAGUGGAGGCUCUGACUGGUUGCCCUGACCCCUCCUCAUCCUGGCCUCCUCAGCCUUCCUGCUGCCA
This is a messenger RNA of Loxodonta africana (African savanna elephant), 1107 nucleotides long. RefSeq names its product transmembrane protein 213 (gene TMEM213). The transcript is spliced from 3 exons. The coding region runs from base 85 to 438 and encodes 117 amino acids. NCBI's taxonomy places the organism in Eukaryota, Metazoa, Chordata, Mammalia, Proboscidea, Elephantidae. The record is from RefSeq and is a predicted model, not a curated record.